AAGGGGGCGAAUGGCUAUGGUGGAUGUACCAUCGCAGGGGGUCCAUCUCCACCGUCGCCUGGUGUGGCCGCGCGACAUCGCUGUGUGGGCGCUGACCGUAUGCCCCCUUUGGUCGCGGCCUUUAAAUGCUGCCUGGCAGCGCAUUCUUUCCCCGCAUUCUUUCUUCGCGAUUUUGCCUCUCUGCUGCGUGCACCCUCGUUCUCGAUCGGGCGCUCUCACUCCCCCCUUCGAUUGAGUCGCGAGUUGGGUCGUUUCAAACUACACAAAUCCGCAGUCAUUGUGGAUUCCGCGUCUCUGCUGCUUGCUUCUGGUGGACAUGACACGAGCUCCUGUGGAAGCGCUAUCGAUUUCCAGCACUGUCAGGACGAGCUUUCUCACUGAUUUCAACCCCUCGCCUUGCCCAGCCGAGACGCUCACGGCAGAAUGGUGGAAAGUCUUAGAAGGAGCAGAUCUUAUGGAAUUCAGCUCCAACGAGAAGCAAAAGAGUGUCUCCGCUAGGUGGGCGCAGCUAAAGAAGAAAGUCGGCAAGAUUACGCGAGGUCGUUCCGAGGACGAUGACAAUGCAACCAACCUUGCAAUCCAACACUGGCUCGAAGCUAUCGAUGCAACACAUCGUUACGGCCACAAUUUGCACGUUUAUUUCAAGUUCUGGGAGAAGAGUGACACAAAGGAGCCAUUCUUUUACUGGCUGGAUUACGGAGAAGGGAGAGGCGUGGAUCUGCCGGACAAAUGUCGCAGGUUCAAACUCAUGGAGGAGAAAAUUAUCUAUCUAGGACCUAAGGAGCGAAAGCCAUACGAAGUUGUGUUCGUCGACGGGAAGUUUUGCUACAGGCAGACCAAGAAAAACUUGGAUGGCGACCAGAUGAUCUUCGUCUUGAGCACAAAAAGGAAGCUGUACGUGGGAAAGAAGGAGAAAGGUAGAUUUCAGCACUCCAGUUUCCUAGCGGGAGGCCCUGCAUUAGCUGCUGGUCGUUUGACUGUGAAGGAUGGGGAUUUGAAGUGUCUUGAAGCACACAGCGGUCAUUACCGGCCGAGCGAGAUGAAUUUCAAAAACUUUGUCGACUUGUUGUCCUCCACUGGUGUGGACGUCACUACAAUGAUCCUCGCCGGUUCUCACGACGAAUCCAAAGGUCGACAGAGAUCUCUCAAGCGGCGGCAGAGCAGCCACGGGCAUGAAAUGCAAGACGCCCAGGAACAAUAUCAGGCACUCGUUCUGAAUGCCGACGCUGACAACGAGACUUCCGGUACAUUUUUUGAUCCCACAAUCUACACUCCUUUCGUGUAGAGGCAAGCUGGAGGAAGGCAACAAAGUGGAGCAAGCAAGCAAGCAUGCACCAGAGAUGACUCUACGCUCGUCUUCCUCGCGCUGUACAGAUUGUCCGAGAAGAAAGAAAAAGAAACAAGCGGACAAAGUCUCGCGAGAAAUGUACAAAAUGACUCAUUUUGUGAGAGAUUCUUUUGCAAAUUCUCAUCUAAUUCAACUCGAAGGAAAACAAAGUUUCGGAUC
Messenger RNA from Selaginella moellendorffii, 1507 nucleotides. RefSeq names its product IQ domain-containing protein IQM2-like. NCBI's taxonomy places the organism in Eukaryota, Viridiplantae, Streptophyta, Lycopodiopsida, Selaginellales, Selaginellaceae. The transcript has 9 exons. The coding region runs from base 317 to 1285 and encodes 322 amino acids. The record is from RefSeq and is a predicted model, not a curated record.